Messenger RNA from Propithecus coquereli (Coquerel's sifaka), 1165 nucleotides. It is a transcript of the gene ADPRM, whose product is annotated as ADP-ribose/CDP-alcohol diphosphatase, manganese-dependent. The transcript has 3 exons. The coding region runs from base 39 to 1067 and encodes 342 amino acids. NCBI's taxonomy places the organism in Eukaryota, Metazoa, Chordata, Mammalia, Primates, Indriidae. The record is from RefSeq and is a predicted model, not a curated record. Gene Ontology annotation, molecular function: manganese ion binding; 2',3'-cyclic-nucleotide 2'-phosphodiesterase activity; ADP-ribose diphosphatase activity.
UACUUUGUUUAGUUUAUUUAGAGACCUGUUUGGAGGUUAUGGAUGAUAAGCCCAAUCCUGAAACCCUAAGUGAGAGUUCAGAGCGUCUCUUCUCCUUUGGAGUUAUUGCAGAUAUUCAAUAUGCUGAUUUAGAAGAUGGCUAUAAUUUCCAUGGAAACAGGCGGCGAUACUACAGACACAGUCUUCUUCACUUACAGGGGGCCAUUGAAGACUGGAAUAAUGAAAGCAGCACACUCUGUUGUGUCCUUCAGCUUGGAGAUGUCAUUGAUGGGUAUAAUGCACAGUAUAAAACAUCAGAAGAGUCCCUAGAACUUGUUAUGAACACAUUCAAGAAGCUUAAAGUUCCAGUUCACCAUACAUGGGGAAAUCAUGAGUUCUAUAACUUCAGUAGAAACUCUUUAACAAACUCUAAACUUAACACAAAGUUCCUAGAAGACCAGAUUGUACAUCAUCCUGAGACUAUGCCUUCAGAGAAUUACUAUGCUUACCAUUUUGUACCAUUCCCUAAAUUCCGGUUUAUUUUACUCGAUGCUUAUGACUUGAGUGUCUUGGGCAUGGAUGAGUCUUCUCCAAAAUAUCAGCAAUGUAUGAAGAUACUGAGGGAGCACAAUCCAAAUACGGAACUGAAUAGUCCUCAAGGACUUUCUGAGCCCCAGUUUGUCCAGUUUAAUGGAGGAUUCAGUCAAGAACAGCUGAACUGGUUGAAUGAAGUUCUUACAUUCUCUGACACAAACCAAGAAAAGGUGGUGAUCGUGAGCCAUCUUCCCAUUUACCCAGAGUCCUCCGACAGCGUGUGCCUGGCCUGGAACUACAGGGACGCCCUGGCAGUCAUUUGGUCCCAUGAGUGUGUGGUGUGUUUCUUUGCUGGUCACACUCAUGAUGGUGGCUACUCUGAAGAUCCUUUUGGUAUACACCAUGUCAGUCUAGAAGGAAUUAUUGAAACAGCUCCAGACAGCCAAGCGUUCGGCACAGUUCAUGUCUAUCCUGACAAAAUGAUGUUGGAAGGGAGAGGCAGAGUUCCAGACAGAAUUAUGAAUUAUAAGAAGGAAAAAGGAUUCCAUUUUUAGUCUGAUGUAUUUUAGUCUGAUCUCACAAAGAGAAAUGAGCUUUUUGUUUGCCCCCCCAAAACAAAAACAAAAAUAAAAAUCCUCAAUCUCAUUGGUUA